AUGCCUCGGAACGCGCUCUCCUCCGAAGCGCCUCUCCCCAUGUCCGCCAUCACGGAGCAGUCCAUCUCGUCGGAUUGGAAUACCAACCGUUUAGGUGCGCGACUGGGAGUCGAUGUCGCCAGUGCGGCGACUGCAGGUGCCUUGACAUGUCCUGUCAUCACCGUCAUUGAUCGCGCGAUCAUCGAAAAAGCAGCCAAGGGCGUCCCCAUCCGCCAGACCAUCACAUCCUGCUUCCGCUCCAUGUUCACACAACCGGGGAGCUUCUUCCUCAGCACCCCAUUCCUCCUUAUCUACACCCUCUACACAUCCACCUACCUCACCGCGAACACCAUUGACACCUUCACCUCCACCGUGCGCGAUAAGCCCUUCUCGACCGUCUUUCCCGGUACCGCCAAAUUCCUCACCACCACCGCCGUGAACAUGGGUAUUUGCGUAUACAAGGAUGCCCGAUUCGCGCGCAUCUUCGGUGCAAAACCCUCUCCUCCUGCAGCGACAUCUGGAGCGCCACAACCCGCUUCCAGAGCUACAUCUACAUCCACCCCAGCCUCCUGCCACCCCUCCGGCGCCGCCAAAGUCCCCAAUGUCUCCUAUGGUCUCUUCUGUCUCCGCGACAGCAUCACCAUCUUCGCCUCCUUCAACAUCCCCGCACUCGUCGCUCCCUCCAUCCCAGACUCCAUCGCCUCCACACCCGGAAUGAAAUCCGCUCUCGCGCAAUUUUCCUGUCCGGCUCUGAUGCAGUUCGCGAGUACGCCUAUGCACCUGCUCGGAUUGGAUCUGUAUAACCGGCAACCGCCGGGCGGGUUGGGAUGGCGUGAGCGCACCUCGCGCAUCAGACGCGACUAUAUCCCCAGUUGCUUUGCGCGCAUGGGCAAGAUUGUUCCGGCGUAUGGUGUGGGUGGUGUGGUAAACGUACGGAUGAGAGCUUCAUUGAUGGAAUAUUUGGAGGGCAAGAAUUAA
This is a messenger RNA of Aspergillus luchuensis, 957 nucleotides long. RefSeq lists its product as uncharacterized. The transcript has 2 exons. The record is from RefSeq and is a predicted model, not a curated record. Gene Ontology annotation, cellular component: mitochondrion. NCBI's taxonomy places the organism in Eukaryota, Fungi, Ascomycota, Eurotiomycetes, Eurotiales, Aspergillaceae. Bases 1 to 957 code for a protein of 318 amino acids.